Molecule: messenger RNA, 2774 nt
Organism: Monopterus albus (swamp eel)
Lineage: Eukaryota; Metazoa; Chordata; Actinopteri; Synbranchiformes; Synbranchidae
Product: G-protein coupled receptor family C group 5 member C-like
Exons: 4
Coding region: 385-1545 (386 amino acids)
Biological process (GO): G protein-coupled receptor signaling pathway
Cellular component (GO): signaling receptor complex; plasma membrane; extracellular exosome
Molecular function (GO): G protein-coupled receptor activity; protein kinase activator activity
Source: RefSeq, a predicted model, not a curated record
UGCUAAUCUCACAUAAUAUGCAAAGCUUCAACCACCUCAGAGGCUGGAUAAAGAGGCAAACUAAUCUGUCCUGUGUCGACAGAGAAAGUUUUUACAUUAACAUUUAACUUCUUUGAUGCGACUGCCGAUGACUCCAUUAUAGCAUGGUUCAAUAACAAGUGGGCGGAUGGAAGACUAGACUGUCCGUGAAAAACCCCUGAAGUGAACAUUUGAACGCACACAAAUCGCUCGGAGUUUGGUAAUAGACAAGAAAAAACAAGUAUUUCGGGCAAGGCAAUUUGUUUUUCUGAUGUGGGUUAUCCUUACCGGAGAUAAUCUACCUGAGGUACCUGUUGAAGCUCAUUGUCACCGGUCUAGCCUUUUGAAAACAUCUGGACUGAAGCCAUGAGUGCUCCAAAAGGAUGCGGUUCCAGCAUCAGCUCUAUAUACUACAACCUGUGUGACCUGACUACGGUGUGGGGGAUUGUGGUGGAGGCUGUUGCUGCUGCUGGUGUGGUGACUUCCUUUGCUCUGUUUGUCAUCCUCAUGGCCAGUCUACCUUUUGUGACAAACAGAAAAAGGAAGGGUAUGGUGGCCCUGCAGGCGAGUGUUCUAGUCUUCACUGUGGGACUCUUUGGACUCACUUUUGCCUUCAUAGUGAGUCAGUACUCCACCGGCUGUGCCACACGGAGGUUCCUCUUUGGAGUGCUGUUCUCAGGCUGUCUAGCCUGCCUGUUGAUGCAUGGGCUGUGGCUCGUCCUGCUGGAGCGGAGAGGCCGGGGGCCCAGGGGCUGGAUGUUAUGCCUGGGAGCUCUGGGUCUGUGGCUGGUUGAGGUGAUCAUUAACACUGAGUGGCUUAUCAUCACUGUAGUCAGGACACCCGCUGGAGGCGACACUGACCUGUCCUGCAGCAUUGAAAACAUGGAUUUUGUGAUGGCUCUGAUCUAUGUGAUGGUUUUGCUGCUAGCUGUGGUGGUGAUGGCUGUGCCUUCACUAACACACAAGCAAUGGCGCCGAGAUGGAGCUUUCAUCCUGAUGACGGGGCUCUUCACCUUGGCUAUCUGGGUAGCUUGGAUUGUCAUGUACAUCCAGGGGAACAAACUGACCGGGAAUCCCAGCUGGGAUGAUCCUACUCUGGCUGUAGCUGUGGUGUCAAACGCCUGGGCAUUUCUGUUCCUUUACACGAUCCCAGAAAUCUGCUUAUUGACACAGGAGGACCCAGAACAGGAGCAGCCCGAUGAUGAAUACCACAUCUACCCUGCCAGGAGUCUGGUUUUCGACAACAUCCUCAGGGAGCCGGAGCCACCUCGUCAGAAUGUGUCCAUGGACAAUAAAGCUUUUUCUGUGGACGAGCCUCCAACAGUACCCACAAAGCCAGCAUCUCCAUACGGUGCUUACGAUGGUCAGCUACGAAGAUGUGUGUACCAGCCUACUGAAAUAGCCCUGAUUGCAAAGGGUCUGACAAAGAUGGACCACAAUAUGAUGAUCCCUCGGGCCACAGUCCACUCUCUGAAUCCAGGAAGUGGCAACUCCCUGCCUCAUUCAGCAGAGUCCCUACCAUCUUAGAACUCUUGCACACAGGCAGACUGAGUUAAGCACAUUGCACUGUCACCUACACACAGUUUGCCACAGCUGCUGUCUAAUAAAUCUCCACCUGUGGUUUGUUUUAUUCCGUUUACUCUGUUGUUUGUGCGCUGCUUGGUAUGUAUAAGGGCUGGACAUGGAUAGUUUAUAGGGGUUAAACUGUAAGGUCUAGACUUUACCUUGUAAAGUGUCCUAAGAUGAUUGUUGUUGUGAAUUGGCACUAAAACUGAAUUGAACUUAAUUUUAUUCACAAACUAAAAGUUGGAAUUGUGUUAUCACUUCUUUUGUCAUAAAUCACAUGCCUGUAGUUUGUUAAUCUGUUGGCUGUAGCAUUAUAGACUUUGCUAGUAGGGGUGGGAAUGUUUACAAAUUUUCAUAAAGGAGUACUGGCAGAUUUUUGACAGCGUGCACACGUUUACUUUUUUCCAUAGGGUAGCCCCAAUACCCAGGAUAGGAAUUACAUAGGAAUUACAGCCAACUGUUAAUAUGAAGAAGCCGUGCUCCACGCUGGAGACGGUCUCACAGCCGGCUGCACAUAAAGACCAGCUUGUCCAGCAUGGAGCACGGCUCGUUUUGAUCAAGCUUAAGUUACAUAAUAAGUUAUAUGAGCAGUGGCGCCUGCAGCAAUCCUGUAAGCACCGUGCGCAUCUUUGCUCAAGUAGGCCACUGCGUCUGGCGUUCAUUGUCUGAUAUAGUACAUAGUUUCAAAUGUAUGGCCCGAUCUAAUACGAUAUCAUACACCCCUCAAGUGGAUCGUAUCCUUUCUAAUCACUAAGCCCUGCGCAGCUGGUGUGCGUAACAGCAGCCACGCUGACUGAACCUGUUGUCAGUGAUGUCUGAAACAUAAUCGGGACUUGUGCAGGGUAUUUGCUCAUCAGCUACAUUUAUGGGUUAUUUUGUGGGCUAAUUAUUGUGCUAUAUUUAAGUCUGAUCAGUAAUUCUCAAGCACCGACUGGAGCGCACCUCCCAGGCGCAACGCUGGUCAUUGUGCGGAAAGUUGGAGGUGUUGACGACAGAGGCUGUUGAACUGAAUGAGCGCGCUGCUCAAAGCCAGUGUGCGCGUUGCACUCUGUCCAAACUGUGCAGGGCUCACGUUAUGAGAAAAUACAGUAGUCAUUCAUGAUAACGAGAAAAAUCAGGUUUCACGUGAACUUAUCAUAAAACGAGAAAAGUAUCAUGUUAUAACGAGAAUGGCUUCUCAUGUACACCAU